This is a messenger RNA of Pezoporus flaviventris, 1262 nucleotides long. RefSeq names its product mitochondrial ribosomal protein S35 (gene MRPS35). Gene Ontology annotation, molecular function: structural constituent of ribosome. The record is from RefSeq and is a predicted model, not a curated record. Lineage: Eukaryota; Metazoa; Chordata; Aves; Psittaciformes; Psittacidae. Gene Ontology annotation, cellular component: mitochondrial small ribosomal subunit. The transcript has 8 exons. Gene Ontology annotation, biological process: mitochondrial translation. Bases 16 to 1032 code for a protein of 338 amino acids.
GCGGCAAUUCCCAAGAUGGCGCCUGUCAGUGGCGCGGCUUUAGGUGGUUGCUGGGUUGUGCUAUCCCGGUGCCGCGGGCUGGUUGUGGUCGCGUCUCGCUUCGCGGCCGCGGCUUAUUCCUCCGCGCCUGCGGUGAGCGGUAAGGAAGGACAGCAGGGGGAAGCUUUAGCAAGAAGAGGCAGGACACAACAGUUCAUAAGAUCACAUAUACCUCCCAGAACUGAGAAGAUGGCUGUUGAUCAGGACUGGACCAGUGUUUAUCCAACAGCAGCUGUGUUUAAACCUGCCUCUGUGCCUCUCCCAAUUCGAAUGGGUUACCCGGUGAAGAGAGGAGUACCUCCACCAAAAGAAGGCAACUUAGAACUUUUGAAGAUUCCCAAUUUUUUGCAUCUUACUCCUCCUGCAAUUAAGAAACACUGUGCAGCUCUUAAAGAUUUCUGCACUGAAUGGCCAAGUGCUUUGGACAGUGAUGAGAAAUGUGAACAGCAUUUUCCUAUUGAAAUUGAAACAACAGAUUAUGUGUCUUCAGGGACAUCUAUUCGUAAUCCCAAAGCAAGAGUGGUGACUUUAAGAGUUAAACUUUCAAACUUGAAUUUGGAUGACCAUGCAAAGAAGAAGCUUGUUAAACUUGUAGGAGAGCGGUACUGUAAGGAUACAGAUACCCUCACAAUUACAACAGACAGGUGUCCACUAAGAAGACAGAACUAUGAUUAUGGCAUACACCUCCUCACAGUUUUGUACCAUGAAUCCUGGAAAACCGAGACAUGGGAGAGUGAGAAGGCUGAGGAAGACAUGGAAGAGUAUAUUUGGGAAAAUAGCCGCUCUCAGAAAAAUGCCUUGGAUACCCUACUUCGAAUAAAAGCCUCAGAGAAUGUCAGUAGUGUAACUAAGGAAGAGCUUCUUGCAUCAGAAGUGGUUAAAAAUUACAGAAACUCUGUAAUUGCACUUAAAAAUGAAGGUGAAACAGAAAAUAACAUGUCUCAGUAUAAGGAAUCUGUGAAGAAACUAUUGAAUAUACAAGCAUUACCAUGAGAGACUCUGCAGGGGUACACCUGAUUGUUACGGAGGUAUUAAACUACUAGGUUAAUAUUUCAGUAUGAUAUGGUUAUGUAUUUAUCCAGAGCCUUAAUCAAAAAUACGAAACUUUAUGAAAAGUUAACUUCAAUAGUAAUCAGGUUUUUCUUUACCACUGGACUUUCUUGUAAACAUAAUUGUCUUGUCCAUGAAUUCUGUUCUUUGAAUAAAGUAUGUUUUGAGUCUUA